AUCCACUUGGCCAAUUCUGAGAUUGACCAAGUAAAAAUAUCAACCAAAAUUGGCACGUACUCACUUGCUCAGCCAAGAUUGUAUUGGACCCGCCAGAAUUUAGCAUUUCCGAUCGCGUAAGAAUCUCCUUCACCUUUCUCCCUGUACCUGUUUGUCAUCACCGACAGCCCACGAGGAAUGUACAUAUUUCACAUAAAUGCCAGCGGCAGAUUUAGACGUACAGACGAUGCAUGAAAGGGGAGAAAAGUCAGCGCACUCAAAUUCAGAUUCAGAUUCACAUGCUAUGAUUCGAAGAGUUCCUUCCACAAUUAGCGUUUCAUGUACUCUCUCAAUUCGCCAAUUGUACUUCUUCACAGUUUCGUUAUGAUUUAUGCACUUUGAAUUCGUAUCCUCAAAGAGUCAUCUAUUGGUCACACAGCUAUCAAUUUGAGUGAAUUCAAAGAAAGGUUUUGUUUGAACUAUUGUCGAUUUUCAGCUUUGUGCAAAGUUAUGUUUCAAGAUAAUGGGAAUGCUUCUAAAAGAAAAUUCCCUUUGAAUUUGUAAUGAUAUGGAACAUUCGAAAGAUGAUAUUGGGCCUAUGGAGGCAUCGAAUACCAACUCUCCAUGGUGGCCAGAUGAUUUUAUGGAAAAACUACAGUCGGUUUCUGUUACUUCUUCUGCGGAAACCUCAGACAGAAAUGGAUUAAGUAACACUAAUCAGCUAGAGAGCUCAGCACCUAAGAGAGCAUCACAGAUUCUGUGGGGAACUGGAAAACUUUCUGAACCCAUUCCGGAUGGUUUUUAUUUCGUCAUCCCGGAAAGAAGAUUCAAGGAACUUUUUGACACUGACCCGUCUUUAGAAGACCUUUUGGCUUUAGAUGUAGAGGGUCUCAGACCUAAUGUUAUUCUUGUUGAUACACUUAAAGAUAAGAAGCUUUCCAUGCUAAAGCAACUGUCCCAUACUUUAGUGAAAGGAUUGAGUGCCAGCCCUGCUGCAGUAAUAAAGAAGAUAGCUGCAUUGGUUUGUGAUUUUUAUAAACGCCCAAAGUACAGAACAAACGCACUCGAGGAGGUUUCUCAAGCUCUGGAUAGUCAAGGCAUCCAUAUGCUCUGCCAGAUGAAGAGCAGGCACUAUCAUUCCCAGGCAAUUUUGUUUAAAGUCCUUGCAGAUACUGUUGGCAUUGAAUGCAAGCUAAUUGUGGGUCAUCACAGGGAAGGAAUAAUGGAGCGGGAUUAUACAUAUGAACCUAUGUCUGUGAUAGUAGUUCUAAACUCAGUGGAAUUUCUGGUUGAUCUUGCGCGUUCUCCAGGAAAAUUGGUCCCUUUUACAUCACACUCACUUUUUCUCUCUCACAUAUGUUCUAGCCAUGACAUAAAUUCUGUAGAAAGCAAUUCAUACAGUUCUCCCAUUGAACCCAACAGCCCUAUGUGUCUUGCCUCGGACCAAACAGGCAUUGAUAGAAUUUCUUCUGGAGAGAGCAUCCAAGCAUCAUAUCAGCAUAAACUAGAAGCAUCAACAAAUGUGUCCACUCCAUCUCUAUCACACCGGAAGCUGCAACCGCAGUCUAUGAUUGAUGGCUCAUCACAAAGUGAUCCGGAUGUUGCCCAUUCCUUUUGGUGGCACAAUAGGAAGAAAACAAUAUCUGAGCAACGGGCGAACAGUCCAAGUCCAGAGCAUCUUUUAUUUCGUGGGCAGAGAAGAUCUAUUCUUGGUGAUAGAAGAUGUUCUAUCAAAGGAUAUUGUGAUGACACAAGCACAUCAAGAUCUGCUGGUGCAUCACCAAUAGGAGCACGUAGAAGAAGAAGACGGUGUGUUAGCAUGAUUCCAGAGAUCGGUGAUAAUAUUGGCUGUGCGAGCAAUGAGUGAAGCUGUCAAACAAAACCGACUACCAAGGGAACAAGAUGGCUCAGCUCUUGAUUUAUCUGCAGAGAAGAGAGAUGAUGACGACGACAAUGAUGAUUCAAAUACCCCAGCAUGUGCUCUGAGGUUCCAUCCUGAUGAUCAUGAAGAGGUUAGUGGUGGCAGUAGCCAAGCGUAUCAUCUCCAGCGAAACCAAAUAAUAAGUUCUCAAAAAACAAUCUCAUUGCCCUCAUCCCCUCAGUUUAUUAAAACUCAGGUCCGUAGAAGAGCCGAUCGAUCAGGAGUUUCAAGAAGUCCUCAUAUGAUCUCUAGAUUUGAUAGAGUACUGGAAUCUUCGAAACUUGUGAACCAGCCACUAUUACCGUUCGAGGAGUGGAAUAUCGAUUUUUCAGAAGUAAACAUUGGAAUACGUGUUGGAAUUGGCUUUUUUGGGGAAGUCUUUCGUGGCAUUUGGAAUGGGAUAGAGGUGGCAGUAAAAGUUUACCUCGAACAAGACUUGAGCCAAGAAAAUAUUGAAGAUUUUGCCAAUGAAAUAUCUAUAUUGAGCCGUAUUCGCCAUCCAAACGUCAUUCUAUUUCUCGGUGCUUGCACAAAACCUCCACGCUUAUCCAUGGUAACUGAAUUUAUGGAGAUGGGAUCACUGUAUCAUCUCAUCCAUGCAGGUGGACAAAAAAAUAAACUCAGCUGGCGAAGGAGGCUGAAAAUGCUUUGUGAUAUAUGCAGGGGUUUGAUAUACAUACACCGAAUGAAAAUUGCCCACCGGGAUCUGAAGAGCGCAAACUGCCUUGUAAAUAAACAUUUGAAAGUCAAGAUUUGUGACUUCGGGCUCUCUAGGUUACUUGCUACAAAACCGAUGAGAGAUUCUUCAGCAGCUGGAACUCCAGAAUGGAUGGCCCCAGAGCUCAUACGUAAUGAACCAUUUACCGAAAAAUGUGACAUUUUUAGCCUUGGCGUAAUAAUAUGGGAGCUCUAUACUCUCAACAGACCAUGGGAAGGUGUACCAUCUGUCCAGGUUGUAUAUGCUGUCGCUAAUGACGGGAAGCGGCUAGAUAUCCCUGAAGGUCCUGUAGGAAAGCUUAUAGCAGAUUGCUGGGUGGAACCUGAUGAGAGGCCUAGUUGUCUGCAAGUUCUAUUGCGCUUACUUGAACUUGAGCAUAGCGUUUGCUAAUUGAUUCUUAUAUGAGUGGGGGAAUAGCAGAGUGAACCUAUCUAAGGAGUUUGUAAAUAUCACAAGGGCGUCAAAUGUUAAGAUUUUGUUGUCUUUUUAAUAGUUUGUUUGCAAUUACGUUGAUUCAUCAUCUUAGAUUAUAUACAGUAUAAACGUUAUUAGAAUUCUUUCAUCCCUGCUCUCUGAGUGUAAAAUGACAAAGUAGCACAUAUAAUUCCUUUAUAAUAGCACAUGUAUGUAAGUGUGUGCAUAUAUAUAGGGUGCAGAUCAAAUAAAAAGAGAUCUUAAUGUGUG
Messenger RNA from Cuscuta europaea, 3302 nucleotides. Lineage: Eukaryota; Viridiplantae; Streptophyta; Magnoliopsida; Solanales; Convolvulaceae. The record is from the annotation of a GenBank genome assembly.